Messenger RNA from Amyelois transitella, 1404 nucleotides. RefSeq names its product thioredoxin-2 (gene Trx2). The transcript has 3 exons. Gene Ontology annotation, molecular function: protein-disulfide reductase activity. The record is from RefSeq and is a predicted model, not a curated record. The coding region runs from base 165 to 485 and encodes 106 amino acids. Lineage: Eukaryota; Metazoa; Arthropoda; Insecta; Lepidoptera; Pyralidae.
CUCACAACUGUCGUCAUCAUAUAAUUUGAAAGCCGUGUUUUAUAUUAGCAGUGUCAGUCGUUGAAUGGCCGGGUUGCUGGUAGGACGUGAAUCAUUAAUUAAUUAAAAUAGUGCCUAGUUUUGUAUCUCUGUGAUAUUAAUUUAAGUUUGUUUUAACGUGAAAAAUGUCGAUCCACAUCAAGGACUCGGAAGACUUGGCCACCAGGCUGUCGGAGGCUGGCGACAAGCUGGUGGUGAUCGACUUCAUGGCGACGUGGUGCGGUCCGUGCAAAAUCAUCGGGCCCAAAUUGGACGAGAUCGCUGCGGAAAUGGCGGACUCUAUCGUCGUUGUGAAGGUGGACGUUGACGAGUGCGAGGACAUCGCCACAGAGUACAGCAUCAACACGAUGCCGACAUUCGUGUUCGUGAAGAACGGAAAGCCAGUGGAGCAGUUCUCCGGCGCUAACGUGGAGAAACUGAGGACCACGAUCCUGAAACACAAGUAGACACCGGGCGUGCGCAGAAAUACGGCUUUUGUCGACUCUUCGCGUUGGGCAACUUAUUUCAAUGGUUACUUUGGUGAUAGAAAUUGGUUUGGGGUCUUUGAAAAUGUCUUAUUUGUUCCAGAUAAAAAAUAAAGUAAUUAAAUAUACCUACGAUCAAUGAUUUGUUUGAAAAAUCUUGUGUUUUGUUGUUUGGUUCAGAUUUUUAGCUAAUUAGGCUGUAACUUUUUGCAGGGCAAAUUUUUUUUUAUAUUCUGUUCUUCGUCUCGAAAUAGUUUUAAUUUUGUCUCAAGAUGUAUAUAAAACACAAAUAGUUAGACCUUAUCGCAAAUAGUUGCCCAAUGUAAGAGGAAAGAAGCAAGAUUUUAAUUUUAACGUUGGCAACACAGCGUCCGCCAUUUUGAGUUCCAUACGCAUAGCUAUUGCAUUUAUCCGAUUCGUUGGCGAUUUCCAACAUUCGAUUUCAAAUUUAAUACAUAAUGGUGGCCUUAAUUAGAUACAGUUUGUAGAAAUAGCUUUAAGAAAUCGGAUUUCGAUGUAUAUACAUCACAUCACUAUGAAAAGAACCUUGAUGGGAAUACAAAAGGCUGCCAAUUGCCCCAAAAACUUAAUUUGAAUGACGUGUAAAAUGUCUCGAUGAAAGCGUUCACAAAAACAAAGCUGUGUUAUUUCAACUAAUUACAGCACUACACAUUUUUCAAGAAGAUUUUCUGAUUGGUCGGUAUGUUGAAGAACGCAUUCUGAUUGGUCAGGUGGGUUAUGCCUAGUAUUGGUCGAUACAAAUAUAAAGAUAGCCAGUGUGAUGUUUUUCGAUGUAAGUGUCACAAGCACGUUUUUAACAGAAUACACACAAGUCGUGUUUUAUUUCUGCGUAUUAUUAUAUGUUAAAAGUAUUGUUAAUUCAGUAAAUAUUGUGAAAAUA